Molecule: messenger RNA, 2499 nt
Organism: Macrosiphum euphorbiae (potato aphid)
Lineage: Eukaryota; Metazoa; Arthropoda; Insecta; Hemiptera; Aphididae
Source: the annotation of a GenBank genome assembly
AUGAGUGAAACAGAAUCAUCUGAAAAAUUAAAACAAGGGAAGAAAUACAAAAGAUUUCAAUAUACCCAUAAUGAUUUGGUUAAUGCAGUUGAAGCUAUUGUGAGUAAAAAAAAAUCACUCAAUCAGGUACACAAGGAAACAGGAAUACCUAAAGCUACUCUUAGUACCAAGGUAAAUAAUAAAGUUCCUUUAGAACGUAAAAUGGGACCACCAUCUGUUUUAUCAGUUGACAAAGAAAAUCAAAUUGUAAAUUGGAUAUUGUCAAAUGCUAAAGUUGGUUUUCCAGUGCACCCUGAACAAUUAAAAGAUUCAGUACAAAGUGUUUUAAAAGAAUCCCCAAAACAAAAUCCUUUUAUUAAUAAUCGACCCGGCAUUAAAUGGUUUAAUUUAUUUUUGAAAAGACAUCCAGAAAUUAAAAAAAGAAAUGCUGAGAUUAUUUCUAAAGCAAGAGCUAAAGUAACAGAGAGAUCUAUUCGAUAUUGGUUUAGUGAUGUUAAAUUAUACUUAGAGGAAGAAGGUAGCUUAGAUAUACUUAAUGAUCCGAGAAGGAUUUUAAACUGUGAUGAAACUGGCUUACAGUUAUGUCCGAAAUCUGGCAAAGUUUUAGGACCUAGGACAAUGAAUAAUUUUUAUGAAGUAGCUAGAAGUGCAGAAAAAGAAAACAUUACAGUCCUUUGCACUUAUUCUGCAGAUGGAAAAUCACUACCUCCAAUGAUUAUAUACCCAUACAAAAGGAUUCCUUUGCACAUUGCCCAAUCUUUGCCAGACGAUUGGGCAAUUGGCCGUUCGGAUAGUGGAUGGAUGGUAUCCGCCACAUUUUAUGAAUAUGUAGCAAAUGUAGUUUAUCCAUGGUUAGUUGAAAACAAAAUAGAGUUUCCUGUCAUUCUUUAUGUCGAUGGUCAUAAAAGCCAUUUAAGCUUGGAACUUUCUCAAUUUUGUUAUGAUAAAAAAAUUCAUUUGUAUUGCUUGUUGCCAAAUUCCACCCACAUAUUACAACCUUGUGAUGUUUCCAUAUUCAAACCUCUAAAAUCUUAUUGGAAAGAAGUUACCAGAGCACAUAAUUUAAAUUCAAAAAGUCCAAUCACAAAAAAUAAUUUUGGUAUAAUAUUUAAAAAAGCUUUUGAUAAAGUUAAACCAGAAUCGAUCAUUAAUGGGUUUAGAACAUGUGGGUUAUAUCCUUUUAAUCCUGAUGCUGUGGACUACAAUAAAUGCAUUCCUACAAGGAUAGCAGAACUUCAACAACCAGAGGUCUCAUUCUUAACUCCAAAUUCAAAUGACUAUCUUGUAUGCAAAAAUGUAAUUAGUUAUAUUUUAAGAGACCACGAGUUAGAAAAUGUUAUAAAUAAUAAUACAUUGUUAGCCAAAAUAUGGAACGAAUGUGAUAGUAGAAGCGAUGAUACUAUUAUUACUAGUUAUAAACAAACUCAAGAAUUUAAUAUAUUAGACAUGCCAAUUGAAAUUGAAGGGUCAACUCUCAUGUUUACUGAUAAUGAACUUGAGUUGUCAGGGAUUGAAGUAUUAAAUGAAGAAUCGCUGUUAACAAAUUCUGAAAAUUAUAUAAUAGACUCAAAUGAAGAAAAUUUUAAUUUGGACUUGGUUGUAAAAAAAAAUGUAUGCUCAAAUAUUUUUGAUCAUGUAAUAAAUAAAUCAAAAACUUCUGUGACACAAGUUUCAAGUGUAGAAGAUUCAAAAAACUGUGAUACAAUUUGCAAUGAAAAUGAUUAUACAAACAUUUCUAGUACUGUAAAAAAUCCAACAAAAUGUUUAUAUAACAUUGACAAAGUUGACAGUGAAAAUAUUUAUGAAUUAGUAGAAAAUACAGUAAAACUUUCUGGAGCCAUAAAGAAUAAAGAAACUGAUCCAGAUAAUUUUACUAAAAACUCAACUCAACAAAUUUGGGAUAAACAUUUUAAAUGGUCUAAAGAAGAAAAUAGUGAUUUUAAAAAUAAAAUUAAAACAAUGCCUGUUCCUUAUGCUAUAACUUCAAGUAAAUGGAUGCAGAUACAAAAAGAAAAAGAAGAUAAAAAGCUAGCUAAAGAAACUCUUAGCUUAGAAAAAAGAAACGCAAGACUGAUGAAAAAAAUUGAGACUGAAAAUAAGAGAAAAUCUAAAGAAAUAAACAAAGUUCCUAUUAAAAAACCAAAAGUCAUUAAUUCUAUGGAUGUUCCUAAUUUAGAAAAAACAAAUUUUGAAGCACAAAAAAUCAAAAAGACCCUGAAUGUGGGUGAUUAUGUCGUUGUGAUUUAUGAAGGAGAAUAUUUCCCAGGAGCAAUAAAAUCUAUAAAGAAAACACAAUCUCAAUAUAAGGUUAAAGCAAUGGCUAUGUCAGGAAGACAUUGGAAAUGGCCAGAGUUGGAUGAUUUGUGUUGGUUCAAUAGAAAUGAAAUUAUUGAAAAAAUUGCAACUCCUAAGUUUGUUGCAGAUUUGUCAAUCGAUGCAAUUACAUAUUCAGUUCCAGAAAUUGAAUUAAUUAAACAAAUUAAUGUUCCUAUUAUUUAA